This is a messenger RNA of Coffea eugenioides, 660 nucleotides long. RefSeq names its product NADH dehydrogenase [ubiquinone] 1 beta subcomplex subunit 8, mitochondrial. The record is from RefSeq and is a predicted model, not a curated record. Lineage: Eukaryota; Viridiplantae; Streptophyta; Magnoliopsida; Gentianales; Rubiaceae. The coding region runs from base 123 to 500 and encodes 125 amino acids. The transcript is spliced from 4 exons.
AGCCUCGUUGCUCGACAGUCAACACUUCCAGUAAUUUUCUCAAAAUCCAAAAACCUUUUUUUUUUGGGAGUUAAUAAUAGACUAGUGAAACUAGCAGUCGGAAAGACACCGAUCCGGCGAAAAUGGCUGGCAGACUGAGUCACAUGGCAUCCCGCAUCAUGGGCGGCAAUGGCGUCGUCGCCCGCUCCGUUGGCUCAUCCCUUCGCCUCCGCUCUGGCAUGGGCCUACCUGUUGGCAAACAUAUCGUCCCAGACAAACCUGUUCCGGUGAAUGAUGAGCUGGUAUGGGACAACGGAACUCCAUUUCCGGAACCUUGUAUUGAUCGAAUUGCUGAAACAGUUGGAAAGUAUGAAGCAUUGGCUUGGAUGUGUGGAGGAUUAGGGUUUUUCGCGAGCCUUGGACUGUUAGCUGUUUGGAAUGACAAAGCUUCAAAAAUCCCAUAUACGCCAAAGGUCUAUCCAUAUGACAAUCUCAGAGCGGAGCUUGGUGAAGAACCCUAGAUAGCUUGUUGAACCUAAAUGUGCAAAUGCAUUUCAUGGGUGUUUUGUUUAAUUGUCCCUUUUUAAGUCAAUAGUAUGAAAUAAUCCUGCUGUAUCUAACGUUUUCUGGCAAACAGUUGAAUACUGAUUCUGUUUUAAUCCAUUUGUGGCUCCUUUCAUA